GGAAGUGUCGUUGAAUGCCAUGCGCUUGAUGCCGCUCAGGCGCGAGAGUCGAGCAGGAAGCUGACCGCGAGCGGGGGGGGGGGGGGCGUGGAACCUUGUCUGGCGGACCCGAGGACGAGCACACGCCGCGGAGCACCAUGGCGACGCAAGGACCGGAGUCCGCCCGCUCUCCGACCCUCGCUUCCCAGCACGGAUCCCCGCCGUCCGGCCCGAGCCUCAGCAACGGCCCCGCGCCGCCCAACCGGGGCUUGGAGCGGGCGCUGGAGGAGGGGGCGGGCAGCGGGGCCAUCAACCUCAGCGCCCGGAAACUGAAGGAGUUCCCCCGGACCGCCGCCACCCACGACCUGAGCGACACGGUGCAGGCAGACUUGUCCAGGAACCGCCUGGCCGAGGUCCCGUCGGAGGUCUGCCACCUGGUGGCCUUGGAGACGCUGAACCUUUACCACAACUGCAUCAGGACCAUCCCCGACAGCAUCAUCAGCCUGCAGUCGCUCACCUCGCUAAACCUCAGUCGCAACCAGCUGGGCGCGCUGCCCGCCUGCCUGUGCACGCUGCCGCUGAGGGUCCUCAACGCCAGCAACAACAAGCUGGUGAGCCUCCCUGAGAGUGUGGGCCAGCUGCAGGGCCUCAUGGAGCUGGACAUCAGCUGUAACGAGAUCACCGCUCUUCCUCGACACAUCGGCCGCCUGCGAGCGCUGCGCGAACUCAACGUGCGGCGAAAUCUCCUCUGCGUCCUUCCAGAAGACCUGGCCCACCUUCCUCUGGUCAAGUUGGACUUCUCGUGCAACAAGGUGUCCACCAUCCCUGUGGGCUACAGGAAGAUGAGGCAGCUUCAGGCCCUGCGGCUGGAGAACAACCCGCUGCAGAGCCCCCCGGCACAGAUCUGCCUGAAGGGCAAAGUGCACAUCUUCAAGUAUCUCAGCAUGGAGGCGUGUCGCAGCGAGAAGAUGGCCGACGCCCUCUACCUGCCCGUCUUGGAGCGCCUCAGCCUGUCGCGUCCUGUCCUGGGCAGUGUGGAGGACAUGGAGCAGCAGCGCAAGCAGGACAGCGACUCGGGAGUCGGCAGCGACAUCGGGGACAAGAGGCUGUCUGCGACGGAGCCGUCUGACGAGGACAGCCAGAGUGUCAACGUGCCCAUGAGCAACAUCAGGGAGGAGGACGGACUGAGUAAGGACGACUCCAGCGAACACAUCAGCUCCCUGACAGAUUCCAACUCGGAGCCGGUCCGCCUGACGGAGGAGAGUCCCACGGAGGCGCUGAAGGAGCAGCUGGCCUACAGAGACCCUCGCUUCAUCAGCUACAUCAAGGGCCGGCGGGCGGUGGAGUUCGAGGAGCCGCUCCGGAUAGACGAGGACUCGCACUGGACGACGGAGCAACGCCAGAGGCCAAAGGCGGGCUCCACGUUGGAGGCGGGGCUCCACAUGGACAUGAUCCAGCAGCUGCAGGAGGCCGUGGAACUGCUGCAGGACCCCGGCAGAAUAAGCUCGGAGCAAGACGAGCUGUGUGGAGUCCAGCUGUACCCCGUGGGCAUGGUCACUGUGGACGAGUCGGUCAACGGGCAGGACAGCGAUGACGGCCCCACAACACCAAAGCAACGGGACCGGUGCCCGGGCGGAAUCCCUGCCGUCUCCAGCUCGCCCUUUGGCCUGAAACCUCGCUCAGCCCCGCCCUCGCUGCCUUGCUCGCCCCCGCCCUCCCCCUUCCUUCUCUCGCAGGCCCCGCCCCUCCUCAGGGAUUUGCGCCGUAGCCGCGAUGCCGGAGGCGCACUGGACCGCGUGUUCCUGCGGAGCCACAAGAGUCUGGAGACGGUGGACCCUCAGUUCACCAUGAGGAGGAAGAUGGAGCAGCUCCGAGAGGAACUGGAGCUGAUGGAGCAGCUGAGAGACAGCAUCGAGAGCCGCCUGAAGGUGGUUCUCCCUGACGACCUGGGCACCUCGCUGAUGGACGGCGUGGUGCUCUGCCACCUGGCCAACCACAUCCGCCCGCGCUCCGUGGCCAGCAUCCACGUUCCCUCGCCCGCGGUGCCCAAACUCAGCAUGGCCAAGUGUCGCAGGAACGUGGAGAACUUCCUGGACGCCUGCAGGAAGAUCGGCGUGGCCGAGUCCCUGCUCUGCUCCCCCUAUGACAUCACCCAGCGCCGCCUGCCUGCGGUGUGUGCCACCGUUGGGACGCUGGUGGGCUUGGACACGGCGGCGGACAGGAAACGGGAGGAGGGGAUCUUGACUGGCCCCGCCCUCCCCGCGGAGGCUCGCUCAUUGGUCGCUGCGACCACUCAGACCCCGCCCCCGUCCUGGCAAGCGUGGGACCUGAUUGGCAGCAGCCUGGUUCACAUCCUCUGCCUCUUGCUGCUGUUUUCCGUCUACGUUUGGAGCGAGCUGACGUAACCGUGACGACGCUUUCGCCGGGGCCCCUCCCUCCUGAGGCUAAGGCUCCUCCCCCUUGUUUUGGUUCAUUCCUAGUCUUGUGUUGGCAAACAAACCUUCCAAAUGUUGGAGAAGGCUGCAGGAUAGUAUGGCACAAGCUGCCUCGGAGGAGGCGGAGCCUCCAAUGGUGGUUCCCUCCGUGCAGAGACAUAAGAAAGAUGAUGUCAUACUUUAUUUACAAGCUUUAAGUUAGUAUUUUAAUGUUUGAGGCUGUAAUUAUUUCCCAACUUUAUAACCAUUGAGUUGCCAACUGCCAGAACAAUAAAAAGGGACUCAGUUGUUUAAAAUAUUGACAUUAAUAUUGCAAUAUUUUCAGUGUAAAAUAAGCGUAAUAAUCAGUUCCUCCAGGAAUUUGUCAGGAUCGCACUUUCGUUCAACCUCCUCACAUAUUUGGGCCAAUCAGCGGGAUAUUUUCUCAUGGAAUGUCAACACUUUGAUCUUAUGUUCGGGUCUUGUGAGGACAAACAACAACUACAUACCAACUAUUUGUUGCUCAAACAACAACAACUUACCAACUAUUUAUGGCUCAAACAACAAUAUACCAACUAUUUAUUGCUCAAACAACAACAACAUACCAACUAUUUAUUGCUCAAACAACAACUACAUGCCAACUAUUUAUUGCUCAAACAACAACAAUAUACCAACUAUUUGUUGCUCAAACAACAACAACAUACCAACUAUUUGUUGCUCAAAUAACAACAACUUACCAACUAUUUAUGGCUCAAACAACAAUAUACCAACUAUUUAUUGCUCAAACAACAAUAUAUCAACUAUUUAUUGCUCAAACAACAACAACAUACCAACUAUGUGUUGCUCAAACAACAACAAUAUAUCAACUAUUGCUCAAACAACAAUAUGCCAACUAUUUAUUGCUCAAACAACAACAAUAUACCAACUAUUGCUCAAACAACAAUACACCAACUAUUUUGUUGCUCAAACAACAACAAUAUACCAACUAUUGCUCAAACAACAUACCAACUAUUAAGUGCUCAAACAACAACUAUAUACCAACUAUCUAUUGCUCGAAUAACAAUAGAUCAACUAUUUAUUGCUCAAACAACAACAUACCAACUAUUUAGUGCUCAAACAACAACAACAUACCAACUAUUUAUUGCUCAAACAACAACAAUAUACCAACUAUUUAUUGCUCAAACAACUAUAUACCAACUAUCUAUUGCUCGAUUAACAAUAGAUCAACUAUUUAUUGCUCGAACAACAACAAUAUAUCAACUAUUUAUUGCUCAAACAAUAACAAUAUAGCAACUAUUUAUUGAUCAAACAACAACAUUAUUCCAACUAUUUAUUGCUCAAACAAUAACAAUAUAGCAACUAUUUAUUGAUCAAACAACAACAUUAUUCCAACUAUUUAUUGCUCAAACAACAAGUAGAUAUCAAAUAUGUGUAGCUCAAACAACAAUAUACCAACUAUUGCUCAAACAACAAGAAUAUACCAACUAUUUGUUGCUCAAACUACAACAAUAUAUCAACUAUUGCUCAAACAACAACAUACCAACUAUUUAUUCCUCAAACUACAGCAAUAUGCCAUCUAUUUAUUGCUCAAACAACAACAACAUACCAACAAUUUAUUGCUCAAACAACAACAUACCAACUAUUGCUCAAACAACAACAACAUACCAACUAUUAAGUGCUCAAACAACAACAAUAUACCAACUAUUUAUUGCUCAAACAACAAUAGAUCAACUAUUUAUUGCUCGAACAACAACAAUAUAUCAACUAUUUAUUGCUCGAACAACAACAUUAUUCAAUCAAUCAAUCAAUGUUUACUUAUAUAGCCCUAAAUCACUAGUGUCUCAAAGGGCUGCACAAACCACUACGACAUCCUUGGUAAGCCCACAUGAGGGCAAGGAAAACUCACACCCAGUGGGACGUCGGUAUUCCAACUAUUUAUUGCUCAAACAAUAACAAUAUGGCAACUAUUGCUCAAACAACAAUAUACCAACUAUUGCUCAAACAACAACUAGAUAUCCAAUAUUUGUAGCUCAAACAACAACAAUAUAUCAACUAUUGCUCAAACAACAAUAUACCAACUAUUGCUCAAACAACAAUAUACCAACUAUUUGUUGUUCAAACAACAAUAUAUCAGUAAUUGCUCAAACAACAACAAUAAACCAAAUAUUUAUUGCUCAAACAACAAUAAAUCAACUAUUUAUUGUUCGAACAACAACAAUAUAUCAAGUAUUGCUCGGACUACAACAUUAUACCAACUAUUUAUUGCUCUAACAACAACAAUAUAUCAACUAUUUAUUGCUUGAACAACAACAAUAUACCAACUAUUGCUCAAACAACAAUAUAUCAACUAUUUAUUGCUCUAACAACAACUAUAUAUCAACUAUUUAUUGCUUGAACAACAACAAUAUACCAACUGUUGCUCAAACAACAAUAUAAUAACUAUUGCUCAAACAACAAUAUACCAACAAUUACUCAAACAACAAUAUACCAACUAUUUGUUGCUCAUACAACAAUAUACAAACUAUUGCUCAAACAAUAACAAUAUACCAACUAUUGCUCAAACAACAACAAUAUACCAACUAUUUAUUGCUCAAACAAAAACAAUAUAUCAACUAUUCAUUUCUCAAACAACAACAAUAUAUCAACUAUUUAUUGCUCAAACAACAUUAAUAUACCAACUAUUUAUUGCUCAAACAACAAUAUAUCAACUAUUUAUUGCUUGAACAACAACAAUAUACCAACUAUUGCUCAAACAACAAUAUAAUAACUAUUGCUCAAACAACAACAAUAUAUCAACUAUUUAUUGCUCUAACAACAACUAUAUAUCAACUAUUUAUUGCUUGAACAACAACAAUAUACCAACCAUUUGCUCAAACAACAAUAUAACAACUAUUGCUCAAACAACAAUAUAUCAACUAUUUAUUGCUCUAACAACAACUAUAUAUCAACUAUUUAUUGCUUGAACAACAACAAUAUACCAACUAUUGCUCAAACAACAAUAUAAUAACUAUUGCUCAAACAACAACAUUAUACCAACAAUUGCUCAAACAACAAUAUACCAACUAUUUGUUGCUCAUACAACAACAAUAUACCAACUAUUGCUCAAACAAUAACAAUAUACCAACUAUUGCUCAAACAACAACAAUAUACCAACUAUUUAUUGCUCAAACAACAACAAUAUAUCAACUAUUUAUUGCUCAAACAACAUUAAUAUAUCAACUAUUUAUUGCUCAGACAACAACAACAUAUCAACUAUUUAUUGCUCAAACGGCACAACUGCCUUUUCUACGUGUACCUGACCGACUUCCGGUUCCUGUCUACGACGCUGAGACUUCUGGGUAAUGUGGAAACUUUUAAACACUUAACCACAGCCAAGGUCCUAGUUGUCAUGUAUAUAUAUACUGCAUAUUAUUCAAGCUUUAUUCAUCUAGGGUAAGACAAAUAAUAACACAUUAAUUAAACAAGAUUUUGUUAGGUAAGGCGACAGAAGGUAUAGCACAAUAAGGCUUUGAGUCUGAUUAUGCGGUGGAGUGUGUAUGCUACUAUGGAAGCAGGACUACGUGAAGCGUUAGCAAGGAAAUGUUAGCAGGAGUUGUAGGAGCGUGUUGAAUCAAGCAUAGAGAGUCCAUUAGGGCGAGGCUGGUGGAAGGUCCGUGAGAUAGGCACAAGGCUGGAGAGAGGCGUCAGAGUCCGUGUCUGAGCGAGAACUCGUUAUCCAGGAAGCCAGUCAAGAUCCAGAGGCAUGUCCAGUGGUGCUCUCCGCACUUCGUGCUGGGGAAUGAACGAUGGUAUGUACACGGGCCGUAACAGUACCCCCUUCCUUAUGCGAGGCUCUCGACAAGCAGCGGGUAGAACUCCUCUAACAGGGAGGGGUCAGCAAAGUAGGAGGACGGUACCCAAGAUUGGCCCUCCGGUCCAUACCCCUUUCAGUCGAUUAGGUAUACCUACCCCCUAACCUACCGACGGACCCUGUGGAUCUCCUUUACAGUCCAAACAGGGUCAUGACUUCCGAGGAGCCUAGGAGAAGGGGGCCAGGGGGAGAGAGAGGGCGGUCUGCCACAGGUUGGAGCUGGGAUACAUGGAAAACAGGAUGCCUCUUCAUAGAAGGCGGGAGAGACAAUCUUACGGAGGCAGGAUUUAAUAUGGCCUCCAGAAUAUAGCCCGAAAUAGCGAGGUGCCAAUUUCCGCAGGGUACCUGAAAGUGGAGGUCCAUGGCCCGUAACAUCACCUGUUGUCUAGGCUGCCUUUGGCACUGCUGCGCAUCCUUUCAGAGGCUUUCAUAAGGGCAGCACGGGCGGUCCUCCAAACACUAUGACGUUUGAUGUGGGCUUGGGUGGACGGGACUGCCGUUUCGACCUCCUGUCAGGAAAACAUUGGGGGUUGAUAGCCCAGGGAACAUUCAAAGGGGGACAUAAGAGUAGCUGAACUCUUCAUAGCGUUGUACGCAUACUCAACUCAAGGCAAGUACUUUCUCCAGGAGGCAGGCUGGCGGGCAGCAACGCAACACAGCAGCACAACGCAGCAUUGGUUUGCCUUUUCCGCUUGCCCGCCCUGGAGGUGAUACCAUGAGGCGAGGCUGACCGUAGCCCUAAACCCCUUGCAGAAGGCCUGCCACACCCGGUAAGUGAACUGGGGGCCAAAAUCCGAGACGAUAUCCACCAGGAUACCAUGUUGUUUGAAUACAUGCAGGUCGAGGAGAUCAGCAGUUUCGUCAGAGGAGGGAAGCUUGGGAAGGGGAACAAAAUGUGCAACCUUGGAAAAUCGGUCGACUAUGGUUAGGUUACUAAAGUCCAAAGCAAUGUAGGACCAAAGACGGCCGGGGACAGGUAAGGGGCACAGGAUCCCCGCCGGCGGCCAGUGGGAAGCCUUAUUACAGGAGCAUGUGGUGCAAGCGGCGAUGAACUCAUGGAUGUCGUAUGCCAUUGACGGCCAACAGAACCGUCGCCGGAUGAAGAAUAGAGAGCGUUGGAACCGCAGAUGGCAGGAGAAGAUGCUGGAAUGGCCCCAGUCCAGCAUCAGGGUACAAACAGAUUGUUUGUACCCCUGUUGAGGUCCGCCGCCUGGUCUCGGGUUAAAGCGCAGGGCGGUCCUUAUCUGGUCCUCUACUUCCCAGGUGACCAUGCCCACUAUCCGGGCAAGACAAAGGAUGGGUUCCGCCGUUGGCGUGCAGGUGGGCUAUUCCAUGAACUGCUGGGAGAGGGCAUUAGCCUUCGUGUUGCAGGAGCCUGGCUUUAAGCGAGACAGUGUAAUCAAAAUGGCUGAAAAAUUGGGCCGAAUGAGCCUGACGCUCGUUACGCUUCCUGGCAGAACGGAUAUCGAGCAGGUUGCGGUGGUCCUUCAAGAUUUGGAACUUGUGUCUGGCUCCCUCCAGCCAGCAACUCUCUAUUACGGAGAGAGGCGCCUGGAGAAGAAUGCACAUGGGAGAGCACCGCUGGGAGAGCACCGCCCCAAUCCCUGAAUCCGACGCGUCCACAUCCCAGAUAAAGGAAUUGUCCGUGUCGGGAUGGAUGAGGAUUUUGAAGGGCUCACUGGUCUCCCUGGUCCACUGAAUUGGAAGGCUGGUAGAGGUGAGAGCGUGGAGAGGUGCAGAUACCUUACUGAAGUCCCGGAUGAAACGCCGGUAAAAUCCAGCGAAUCAGUUCCGUACGGGUGGUGGGUUGGGGCCACUCCAACACCGCCUCAAUCUUCUUGGGAUCCGCUCUGAUGCGACCCUUUUCGACGACAACAGAUGUGCGUGGAACUUACAUAUCUCAGCCUCGACAAACAACCGUUUAUUCCAGUAGGCGUUGUAGGACCAGGCGGACACGUAUAGUUGACGUGAGACAAUUCUACUUCCAUAUAAAUGUGUUGGAACAUGAGGGCAAACACUUUUCAGGUGUAAAAUAAACAUGGUCGUCCACAAGUUUUUCUGUCAUUAUAAUUCAUUGUUAGAGGUGUCCAAAAAAUAGACCUAACUUCCUGUUGUCGUCUCUUAAAGGGUCUUGUUAGGGUCUUUAAUUCGGUUUGAAACAAAGUAUGUCACCUAACUUCCUCUAGUCUUUUGAAGGGUCUGUUAGGGUCUUUAACUCUGUUUGAAACAAAGUUUAACUCGGUUUGAACCAAAGUAUGUCACCUAACUUCGUAGUCUAUUAAAGGCUCUUGUUAGGAUCUUUAACUUGGUUUGAAACAAAGUUUAACUGGGUUUGAAGCAAAGUAUGUCACCUAACUUCCUCUAGUCUCUUGAAGGGUCUGUUAGGGUCUUUAACUCGGUUUGAAACAAAGUUUAACUCGGUUCGACACAAAGUAUGUCACCUAACUUCCUCUAGUCUCUUGAAGGGUCUGUUAGGGUCUUUAACUCGGUUUGAAACAAAGUUUAACACGGUUUGAACCAAAGUAUGUCACCUAACUUCGUAGUCUAUUAAAGGGUCUUGUUAGGAUCUUUAACUCGGUUUGAAACAAAAUAUGUCAACUAACUUCCUCUAGUCUCUUGAAGGGUCUGUUAGGGUCUUUAACUCUGUUUGAGACAAAGUUUAACUCGGUUUGAACCAAAGUAUGUCACCUAACUUCGUAGUCUAUUAAAGGGUCUUGUUAGGAUCUUUAACUUGGUUUGAAACAAAGUUUAACUCGGUUUAAAGCAAAGUAUGUCACCUAACUUCCUCUAGACUAUUAAAGGGUCUUGUUAGGGUCUUUAACUCGGUUUGAAACAAAGUAUGUCACCUAACUUCCUCUAGUCUCUUGAAGGGUCUGUUAGGGUCUUUAACUCGGUUUGAAACAAAGUUUAACUCUGUUCGACACAAAGUAUGUCACCUAACUUCCUCUAGUCUCUUGAAGGGUCUGUUAGGGUCUUUAACUCUGUUUGAAACAAAUUUAACUCGGUUUGAACCAAAGUAUGUCACCUAACUUCGUAGUCUAUUAAAGGGUCUUGUUAGGAUCUUUAACUUGGUUUGAAACAAAGUUUAACUCGGUUUGAAGCAAAGUAUGUCACCUAACUUCCUCUAGACUCUUAAAGGGUCUUGUUAGGGUCUUUAACUCGGUUUGAAACAAAGUUUAACUCGGUUCGACACAAAGUAUGUCACCUAACUUCCUCUAGUCUCUUAAAGGGUCUGUUAGGGUCUUUAACUCGGUUUGAAACAAAGUUUAACUCGGUUCGACACAAAGUAUGUCACCUAACUUCCUCUAGUCUCUUAAAGGGUCUGUUAGGGUCUUUAACUCGGUUUGAAACAAAGUUUAACUCGGUUUGACACAAAGUAUGUCACCUAACUUCCUCUAGUCUCCUGGAGGGUCUGUUAGGGUCUUUAACUCGGUUUGAAACAAAGUUUAACUCGGUUUGAACCAAAGUAUGUCACCUAACUUCGUAGUCUAUUAAAGGGUCUUGUUAGGGUCUUUAACUCGGUUUGAAACAAAGUUUAACUCUGUUUGAAACAAAGUAUGUCACCUAACUUCCUCUAGUCUCUUAAAGGGUCUUGUUAGGGUCUUUAACUCGGUUUGAAACAAAGUUUAACUCUGUUUGAAACAAAGUAUGUCACCUAACUUCCUCUAGUCUCUUAAAGGGUCUUGUUAGGGUCUUUAACUCGGUUUGAACCAAAGUUUAACUCGGUUUGACACAAAGUAUGUCACCUAACUUCCUCUAGUCUCUUAAAGGGUAUUGUUAGGGUCUUUAACUCCGUUUGAAACAAAGUUUAACUCUUAAAGGGUCUUGUGUGGAUCUUUAACUCGGUUUGAAACAAAGUAUGUCACCUGACUUCCUCUAGUCUCUUAAAGGGUCUUGUUCGGGUCUUUAACUCUGUUUGAAACAAAGUAUGUCACCUAACUUCCUCUAGUCUCUUAAAGGGUCUGUUAGGGUCUUUAACUCGGUUUGAAACAAAGUUUAACUCGGUUUGACACAAAGUAUGUCACUUAACUUCCUCUAGUCUCCUGGAGGGUCUGUUAGGGUCUUUAACUCUGUUUGAAACAAAGUUUAACUCGGUUUGAACCAAAGUAUGUCACCUAACUUCGUAGUCUAUUAAAGGGUCUUGUUAGGAUCUUUAACUUGGUUUGAAACAAAGUUUAACUCGGUUUGAAGCAAAGUAUGUCACCUAACUUCCUCUAGUCUCUUAAAGGGUCUUUGUUAGGGUCUUUAACUCGGUUUGAAACAAAGUAUGUCACCUAACUUCCUCUAGUCUCUUAAAGGGUCUUGUUGGGGUCUUUAACUCAGUUUGAACAAAAGUUUAACUCGGUUUGAACCAAAGCAUGUUACCUAACUUCAUUUAGUCUCUUAAAGGGUCUUGUUAGGGUCUUUAACUCGUUUUAAACAAAGUUUGAUUUGGUUUGAACUAAAGUAUGUCACCUAACUUCUUCUAGUCUCUUAAAAGGUCUUGUUAGGGUCUUUAACUCGGUUUGAACCAAAGUAUGUCACUUAACCUCAUUUAGUCUCUUAAUGGGUCUUGUUCGGGUCUUUAACUCGGUUUGAAACAAAGUUUAACUCUCUUAAAGGGUCUUGUUAGGGUCUUUAAACUCUGUUUGAACCAAUGUAUGUCACCUAACUUCACCUAGUCUCUUAAAGGGUCUUGUUAGGGUCUUUAAACUCUGUUUGAACCAAUGUAUGUCACCUAACUUCAUCUAGUCUCUUAAAGGGUCUUGUUAGGGUCUUUAAACUCUGUUUGAACCAAUGUAUGUCACCUAACUCCCUCUAGUCUCUUAAAGGGUCGUUUUAGGGUCUUUAACUCGGUUUGAAACAAAGUUUGACUUAGUUUGAACCAAAGUAUGUCACCUAACUUCCCCUAGUCUCUUAAAGGGUCUUGUUAGGGUAUUUAACUUGAUUUGAAACAAAGUUUAAUUCGGUUUAAACCAAAGUAUGUCACCUAACUUCCUCUAGUCUCUUAAAUGGUCUUGUUAGGGUCUUUAACUCGUUUUAAACAAAGUUUAAUUUGGUUUGAACCAAAGUAUGUCACCUAACUUUCUCUAGUCUCUUAAAAGGUCUUGUUAGGGUCUUUAACUCGGUUUGAACCAAAGUAUGUCACUUAACCUCAUUUAGUCUCUUAAUGGGUCUUGUUCGGGUCUUUAACUCGGUUUGAAACAAAGUUUAACUUAGUUUGAACCAAAGUAUGUCACCUAACUUCCUCUAGUCUUUUAAGGGGUCUUGUUAGGGUCCUUAACUCUGUUUGAAACUAAGUGUAAUUCGGUUUAAACCAAAGUAUAACUUCCUCUAGUCUCUUAAAGGGUCUUGUUAGGAUCUUUAACUCUGUUUGAAACAAAGUUUAACUCGGUUUGAACCAAAGUAUGUCACCUAACUUCCUCUAGUCUCUUAAAGGGUCUUGUUAGGGUCUUUAAACUCUGUUUGAACCAAUGUAUGUCACCUAACUCCCUCUAGUCUCUUAAAGGGUCUUGUUAGUGUCUUUAACUCGGUUUGAAACAAAGUUUAACUCGUUUUCAACCAAAGUAUGUCACCUAACUUCAUCUAGUCUCUUAAAGGGUCUUGUUAGGGUCUUUAAACUCUGUUUGAACCAAUGUAUGUCACCUAACUUCAUCUAGUCUCUUAAAGGGUCUUGUUAGGGUCUUUAAACUCUGUUUGAACCAAUGUAUGUCACCUAACUUCAUCUAGUCUCUUUAACUCGGUUUGAAACAAAGUUUGACUUAGUUUGAACCAAAGUAUGUCACCUAACUUCCUCUAGCCUUUUAAAGGGUCUUAUUAGGGUCUUUAACUCGGUUUGAAACAAAGUUUAACUCGUUUUCAACCAAAGUAUGUCACCUAACUUCAUCUAGUCUCUUAAAGGGUCUUGUUAGGGUCUUUAAACUCUGUUUGAACCAAUGUAUGUCACCUAACUUCAUCUAGUCUCUUAAAGGGUCUUGUUAGGGUCUUUAAACUCUGUUUGAACCAAUGUAUGUCACCUAACUCCCUCUAGUCU
Nerophis ophidion (straightnose pipefish) is the source of this 12256-nucleotide messenger RNA. It is a transcript of the gene lrch1, whose product is annotated as leucine-rich repeats and calponin homology (CH) domain containing 1. Bases 138 to 2384 code for a protein of 748 amino acids. The transcript is spliced from 19 exons. The record is from RefSeq and is a predicted model, not a curated record. Gene Ontology annotation, molecular function: protein binding. Lineage: Eukaryota; Metazoa; Chordata; Actinopteri; Syngnathiformes; Syngnathidae.